Pantherophis guttatus is the source of this 4397-nucleotide messenger RNA. RefSeq names its product GA binding protein transcription factor subunit beta 1 (gene GABPB1). Gene Ontology annotation, biological process: positive regulation of transcription by RNA polymerase II. Gene Ontology annotation, molecular function: protein binding; transcription cis-regulatory region binding. The record is from RefSeq and is a predicted model, not a curated record. Gene Ontology annotation, cellular component: nucleus. NCBI's taxonomy places the organism in Eukaryota, Metazoa, Chordata, Lepidosauria, Squamata, Colubridae.
UCUGCUGCUGCUGCCUCCUCUCCUGCCGCUGCCGCUCUUCCCCUGCGGGCCUCUCCUCCUCCUCCUUCUUCCUUCCUCGCCUCAGCGCUCGCGAGCGCGGCCGCCCGUGUCCUUCCGCCGCGCGCGAGCGGGGGACUUUUUCGCGGGGCUUUUUGGGCGCCCUAUGAGAAGCGGCGGCGGGCUCCGGGCGGCCCUGCUCGUCGUUCGGUCGGGCGGCGGCCGGGCGCGGGCGACACGAUGUCCUUGGUAGAUUUGGGAAAGAAGCUUUUAGAAGCUGCUCGAGCCGGCCAAGAUGAUGAAGUUCGCAUUUUGAUGGCCAAUGGAGCACCUUUUACUACAGAUUGGCUGGGAACGUCUCCACUUCAUCUAGCAGCACAGUAUGGCCAUUAUUCAACUACGGAAGUGUUACUACGAGCAGGAGUAAGUCGAGAUGCGAGGACCAAAGUGGAUCGGACGCCACUUCACAUGGCAGCUUCAGAAGGCCAUGCAAGCAUUGUAGAAGUUUUGCUUAAGCAUGGUGCAGAUGUAAAUGCAAAGGACAUGCUGAAAAUGACUGCUCUGCAUUGGGCCACGGAGCACAAUCAUCAGGAAGUAGUGGAACUCUUAAUAAAGUAUGGAGCAGAUGUCCAUACCCAAAGUAAAUUUUGCAAGACUGCGCUAGACAUUGCCAUAGACAAUGGAUAUGAAGACCUGGCAGAAAUUCUACAGAUCGCCAUGCAGAACCAAAUCAACACAAAUCCAGAAAGCCCCGAUACGGUGACAAUUCAUGCGGCAACACCACAGUUCAUCAUUGGACCUGGUGGUGUUGUGAAUCUAACAGGUGGAGUAUUCUCUACAGCUGGUCUCACAUACGAUGAGAGCGGAAUGUCUGCUGUCCAGUUUGGCAAUUCCUCAACUUCAGUUCUGGCAACGCUGGCUGCCUUAGCAGAAGCCUCAGCUCCACUGUCCAACUCCUCAGAAACUCCAGUUGUGGCUACAGAAGAAGUGGUGACCGCUGAAUCUGUGGAUGGCGCAAUUCAACAAGUAGUUAGUUCUGGAGGUCAGCAGGUUAUCACCAUAGUAACAGACGGGAUACAGCUUGGAAAUCUCCAUUCCAUUCCCACCAGCGGAAUGGGUCAACCCAUUAUAGUGACCAUGCCAGAUGGGCAGCAAGUACUUACAGUACCAGCCACAGACAUUGCAGAGGAAACAGUAAUCAGUGAAGAGCCUCCAAUGAAGAGACCAUGUAUUGAGAUCAUUGAAAAUCGGGUGGAAUCGGCAGAAAUAGAAGAAAGAGAAACAUUGCAAAAACAGCUGGACGAGGCGAACCGGGAAGCCCAGAAGUAUCGCCAGCAGCUUUUGAAGAAAGAACAGGAAGCAGAAGCUUGUAGGCAGAAGUUGGAGGCGAUGACCCGCCUCCAGACUAGCAAAGAAGCUGUUUGAAUGGAUGAAGUGAGCAUUCUAUUAUAUACAGGAUAAGAAAACCGCAGUACAAUCUGACUCUGCAUAACACAAAUUGUAGGUGCAGAACUGAGAUUUUUUUGUCAAAGAAGAUGCUACUGGACUUAAGCCAUGAGCUCUGGUGAUUUUCUUGUAUCAUAAAAAAAAAAAAAACAACCUCAGAAUUUAGACAUUUUUGUGCAAAAUAUUUAAAAAGAAAAAAAAGAAAUACUGUAAAUAGUUGUUUUUUUUUACAGUUCCAAAAUUAGUUGUUUAAUCUUUUCGGAAGGGAUCCAGAAACCUGCAAUGCCAAUGUUUUUGUGACUUCUUUUCUUUUCUUUUCUUUUACUAUGAAUCUUCUGAGAUACAGAACAGUUUUAAGGAGGAUAACUGUUGAUUGAAACUGUGCUGUGUUAAAUGAAUUAUGUGACAGAACCGAGCUUGAAAGCUAUGAAUUCGACCUCUGACUAAAAAUUCAUUUCCUGAUUAUUGUUAUCCUUUGUACAGCUUUAAGGAGUUGGCCAAGGCCUCCGAACAAUGCCCCCCUUUUUUUAGGGAAGAAAAAAGUGUAAUUUUUUAUAUUUAAUUCCUGAUAUAUUCAAGUAGAUUGACAUGUAUAUGAAGCUGAUAUUUUUAAAAGUUUUCAGUUUGUACAUAUGCUGCAUGUUUUUUUUAUGAUUUCUAUAUACAUCUUCCAUAAGUAUUUUUCAGGAAAGAGGAUGGAAAAUUAUGAUUAAAAAAAAUAUUUAACCUCUAGCCCGGGAGCCUGGCUCAGGAAUUCUGGGAGUUGAAGUCCACAGGUCAUAAAGUUGCUAUAGUUGCCCAGCCGUGCUCUAGGUCAUGGGGGUAGGGGGUAGAUGAAGAAGCCGGUGAAUAAUUGUGGGUCGAUUGUUUUUCUUUUAUAUCGGGAGCCCCAUUUCUUAGAGGGAUGUAACCUGGGAGAAGAAAAGGAAAACAAAAACCAGUAUUUAUGUAAUAUAUUAACUAUAUGAAAAUAUUACCCUUAGCGCAGCCAAUCAUAUUUUCAGGGGUGUCCAGCUAAGCUGGGCUGGGAUAAUUCUGCAGAUGGAGAACAAAUUUCAAGUCCUUCUCCCCCCACCCCCCUCAAACUCUUAAGCUUAACCUCUUCCCUACUAUGCUGCCACCUGCUGGACAGGAAGUUAACAUUCACAUCACAGCACCCCUCUGUCCCCAUCUCUCCCCCAUAACCCCCCAAAUGCAAAUGCCGUAAGUAUAAUAGGCUGAUAUCUGGAAUUGGAGUCCAGGCUGUCCUUCAAGAAAUCUGUUGGUAAAUGGCACACAAGUGUGUCCAUCUCUCACAUCUAAUCUGACUCGCCAACGGACAGCAGGUACUGAUGACCAGAUCUCCUAAAACAGUUCACAACACCUGCCCCACCAAGGUUUUAUCACCUGCUAGAAAUUGUCAAAAAAAAAAAAAAAAGGAGUGGAAGGAGUUAAUUUGAAGACAGAGGUCUGAAAAUGGCAUCUCACCACCACUUCUCCAACGGGACAUCCCUCAAGCGUUGAAGGUCAUGAGAUUGGAGAGAGGAAAUUGGGCAACCAGUGACUCCUCACACUCCUCCUUUUUCAUGAUUGUGGCUGUUGUAUACCGAUAGCCUAACACGUAAGAAAGUCCGGCACUGGAGUCAUUUCUGUUCACAACGUUCCCACUGCAAAAUGAACAGGGGUAACAGAAAAGCCUGAAAUCCUUGCAUGCGUUUUAUCUAGGAGCCACCUAAAGUGAAAUCCACCUUCUCUUGUGUUCCUGCUCUGCCACCACUUUUGCUCUCCCUUCUUCCAACAAAGCUUACAGAGGAAAUGCUCCUUGUUCACACUCGUGCCCAUCGUCUCAAUCUAACAGUGCAACUAACGCACGCAGGCGCAUGUAAUUUUCACCGUCUUUAUCUGCACAACAAAAUUUUAAGGUUGCCCUAAAUCAUGACUGACCUCUAGGGGCAGCUUUGUGUGGGCGGUUCGGUUGUUGCCUUCUGUUAUUUUGGACAGCUCCAAUUAUGUUUUAAUUUGCGUGGUCUUCGGGGGGAAGACAAUUCUUAGCAUUUCUGGCGAAUGGUGUUUUACAUUUCUCAGUUUUUAUACCUGUCUUUUCUCUCUCUCCUCCCACGCCGUCCAGGUUUAUUGGUAUUCAGCGCCCACAUUUUGCUAACCAAGUACGAUCAGCCGUUAUUGAUGUAGAUUGACGUAGAGUUCAAAGUCUGCCAUGAUUGAACUAUAUUAAAUUGUGAAGGAGUGAUUUAGGUCCGCAAGAUAUUGUAGAUAAUAUACCAACCCUAAGUACCAUUACACAUGGACCCUAAGUACCAUUACACAUUACACUGUUAAAAGAAAUAAGGAUGUUUUAGACCUUAAACUUUUAAUACAUCCUCAAAAAAUAGGUAAGUAAGCACUUAGUUCCCUACUGGACUUACGUUAUGGGACCUACUAAAGGUUUCACAGCUAAGUCCUGCUCUGCAGAUGAAAAGGAAUGAAAAGUAGAUAUAAUUGUAGAUGGGAUUUGAAUACAAGGAGAAAAGAGAUGGAUGGAUCUCCUUCCCCCUAACCUUGUCUUGUGUGAGCUUUCUACUUGCACUCAGGCAAACAUAAGGGAAUCUUUAUAAAAAUUUAUUUCCUUGUCAGUCACAGUUGAUGUAGUUGGGUCGAUCUUGCCUGCUGCAAACGUUGACCUGUAGAGAGCCAAGAACAUGUAAACAUUGGUUGGCUUUCGGAUAAUUCACAGACCAUACUGCCUUAAAGAUUACCAAGUGCUACAAACGCUUUACCCUUUGUUGAGACUACUGUGCAGCUCCUUUAUUUCCACGUAUACCUUGUAUUUUGAUUUGUGCUUUUGCUGUGUUUUAUCUUUCAGUGCUUUUAUGAAACGUAUAACUUUAUAAAUCAUCUAGAUUACCUAUACAGAAGAAUUGCCCUUAAAACUGUCUUUGGCCUACCUUUUCUAUUUACAAUUAAAUAUCUUUUCCACA